AAUUAGAGGUAGGCUUAUGCAAAUUAAAGAAAGUAGAAACCAAUCUUUGGAACUACGAAUAUUAUAUAAGACGCAGUUAGGGUUUAUUAAGGGUCUCUGGAGCUAGACUUGAGUAGCCGCACGAUACAAGGAGUAGGAUAAGAAGAUGUCUCACAGGAAGUUUGAGCACCCAAGACACGGGUCCCUUGGAUUCCUUCCAAGGAAGAGAGCUUCUCGUCAGAGAGGAAAAGUGAAGGCUUUCCCAAAGGAUGACCCUACCAAGCCUUGCAAGCUUACUGCCUUUUUGGGUUACAAGGCUGGUAUGACUCACAUCAUGAGGGAGGUCGAGAAACCUGGAUCAAAGCUUCACAAGAAGGAGACCUGUGAGGCCGUUACAAUUAUUGAGACCCCUCCUAUGGUGAUUGUUGGAGUUGUGGGUUAUGUGAAGACACCACGUGGCCUCCGUUCUUUGAACACUGUCUGGGCUCAGCAUCUUAGUGAGGAGGUGAAGAGAAGAUUCUAUAAGAACUGGUGCAAGUCCAAAAAGAAGGCUUUCACAAAGUACUCAAGGCAGCUGGAGACUGAGGAAGGAAAGAAAAGUAUCCAAGCUCAGCUUGAGAAAAUGAAAAAAUAUGCAACUGUUAUUCGUGUCUUGGCCCACACUCAGAUCAGGAAAAUGAAGGGAUUGAAGCAGAAGAAAGCUCACCUGAUGGAGAUCCAGGUCAAUGGUGGGACUAUUGCUCAGAAGGUGGACUUUGCCUAUGGCUUUUUUGAGAAGCAAGUUCCAAUAGAUGCUGUUUUCCAGAAGGAUGAAAUGAUUGACAUCAUUGGUGUCACCAAGGGUAAAGGUUAUGAGGGUGUGGUCACUCGUUGGGGUGUUACCCGCCUUCCUCGCAAGACCCACAGGGGUCUCCGUAAGGUUGCUUGUAUUGGUGCCUGGCAUCCUGCAAGAGUCUCAUUUACUGUUGCCAGGGCUGGUCAGAAUGGAUACCACCAUCGUACCGAAAUGAACAAGAAGAUUUACAAGCUUGGCAAAGGUGGCCAAGAGUCCCACACUGCUAUAACUGAAUAUGACAGGACUGAGAAAGACAUCACUCCAAUUGGUGGUUUCCCUCACUAUGGUGUGGUGAAGGAUGAUUAUCUAAUGAUCAAGGGAUGCUGUGUUGGACCUAAGAAAAGGGUUGUCACACUUCGCCAGUCUCUGCUUAAGCAGACAUCUCGUGUGGCCCUCGAGGAAAUCAAGCUCAAGUUCAUCGAUACCUCUUCCAAAUUUGGCCACGGACGCUUCCAGACUACACAGGAGAAACAGAAGUUCUAUGGACGUCUCAAGGCAUAGUCGUCGAGCAAACAGAUAUCAAAUUUUGAUUUAUCCUAGUGAAUUAGUUGAUUUACAAUUUUUAUGCCAGAGGUGUUUGUUUUAGACAGCUGUGCGAUGGUUUCCUUAUUUUGGUUGUUUGAACUGCCAAGAGCUGUGAACUAUUCCUGAAUUUGAUGUUUCUGUUGAAUUACUUGUUAUUUUAAGUUGCUGAAUAGUUUUAUUUGCAAGGUCA
Ricinus communis (castor bean) is the source of this 1529-nucleotide messenger RNA. Its product is annotated as 60S ribosomal protein L3-1. Gene Ontology annotation, cellular component: ribosome; cytosolic large ribosomal subunit. The record is from RefSeq and is a predicted model, not a curated record. The transcript is spliced from 6 exons. Gene Ontology annotation, molecular function: RNA binding; structural constituent of ribosome. Gene Ontology annotation, biological process: translation; ribosomal large subunit assembly. Bases 146 to 1315 code for a protein of 389 amino acids. Lineage: Eukaryota; Viridiplantae; Streptophyta; Magnoliopsida; Malpighiales; Euphorbiaceae.